Oncorhynchus nerka (sockeye salmon) is the source of this 9329-nucleotide messenger RNA. RefSeq names its product cytoplasmic linker associated protein 1a (gene clasp1a). Gene Ontology annotation, biological process: establishment of mitotic spindle localization; mitotic spindle assembly. The transcript has 42 exons. Gene Ontology annotation, cellular component: spindle microtubule; kinetochore; microtubule organizing center. The record is from RefSeq and is a predicted model, not a curated record. NCBI's taxonomy places the organism in Eukaryota, Metazoa, Chordata, Actinopteri, Salmoniformes, Salmonidae. Gene Ontology annotation, molecular function: microtubule binding; kinetochore binding. The coding region runs from base 718 to 5505 and encodes 1595 amino acids.
GCGUCAAUUUCCAAGUGCCAAAAUCCCCAGAUUGACGCGUGCGCACGACAAUCCCAUUCUUUGUCCACCAAACGGCAUUCCGGGGUGGAGACUGAGGUGCCUCGAUGCUACUGUCAUAACCCGACAAUAUUUACAAAGCUGUCAGACUUCAGAUAUUUGUGUUGCUCUUUCUGAACAGGGUAUGGGCUUCCUGGGAACCAGGGACCACUAAGUUAUGAAGCUCUUUCCUUCCAGACCUUCCCUGUACUCCAGUUACUUUCACAGCCUAAGCUUUACCUGCUGCUGCUCUCCCAACCACCAUCUCUGCUCUCCCAACCACCAUCUCUGCUCAGCCUGGUACUAGCAGCUUGGCUCAGACUCACUUCAUCACAAAGAAGAGAAAAAAAAGAAAGAGAGAGGGAGAAGAGAUCCCUCCCCAGCUGCCAUCCAGACACACAUGGUGCAUAGCUGCCAUUCUCUAGGCUCCAUCUAUCCCUGUGACCCGGCCUCCAGCUAGCUCCUGGCACACAUCACAUAGCCUAGCCUAGCCCAGGGCCUGCCCAAGGGAUAUAAAUAGGCAGCAUCCAGCUAGUGUGUGGAGUGUGCACUUGUUUCCUUUUUUUCCCGGGUCAUACACACGCCUAGUAGGGGUCACACCCAUUUGUUUUCUGUCUUCCCUCUGCCUGGAGCAGUGGUAGUUAGUGGUGGGACCGAGGAGAGAGUGACGAGGCAGAGACCAUGGAGGUCAAUAUGGAGUAUUGUCUGGCCCAGGUGGUGCAGAAAGACCUGGGGCGGAAGGUGCAGGUGGGACAGGAGCUCAUAGAUUACAUCGUGGAUAAGGAGAAGUCCCAGGACCUGGAGCAAGACCAGACGGCUCUGGACAGGAUGGUGGACGGCAUCGCUACCACCUGGGUCAACUCCUCCAAUUUCAAGGUGGCUUUGCUAGGUAUAGACCUUUUAUCUGCCUUAGUGACAAGGUUACAGGACCGAUUUAGGAACCAUGUGGGAACGGUACUGGCCAGUCUGAUAGAUCGUCUGGGUGAUUCCAAAGACCAAGUCAGAGACCAAGAUCAAAUCCUGCUGCUGAAGAUCAUGGAGCAGGCUGCCUCCCCACAGUAUGUUUGGGACAGAAUGCUGGGAGGCUUCAAACACAAGAACAACAGGACCAGAGAGGGAGCGUGCCUUUGUCUCAUCUCAACUCUCAACAUGUACGGAGCCCAAGGCCUAACCCUCAGUAAAAUAGUCCCUCACAUAUGUAAUCUUCUAGGAGAUCCCACCAGUCAGGUGAGAGACGCAGCUAUGGGCUGCCUGGUGGAGAUCUACAGACACGUGGGGGAGAGGGUGAGGAUGGACCUUAGCAAGAAGGGCCUGCCACAGUCACGGUUGAAUGUAAUCUUCAGCCGAUUUGACGAAGUCCAAAGAUCUGGGAACAUGAUCCCAUCCUCAGGUUCAGAUAAGAACUUUGAUGAUGAGGACUCUGUGGACGGGGGCCGGUCCUCCUCCUCUGCAUCGUCCUCCAAGGCGCCCCCCAGUGGUAGGAGGGCUGUAGCUGUGGCUUCUGUCCGCAGGCCCAGCUCUGCCACCGGACCCGGCAAGAUCUCUGCUAAAGAUGCUGCUGCAGGUGCUGUUGAUGAGGAGGACUUCAUCAAGGCUUUUGAAGAGGUUCCUACUAUCCAGAUCCACUCCAACAGAGAUAUGGAGGACAAUCUCUCCAAGGUUCGGGAGGUUCUAUCUGACGACAAAAACGACUGGGAGCACAGAGUCGUCGCUCUGAAGAAGGUGCGUUCUCUGCUCGUGGCUGGAGCCCUGGACUAUGAUAGUUUCCCUCAGCAGCUCCGUCUGCUGGAGGCCCCUCUCAAGCUGUCAGCUAAAGACCUGAGGUCCCAGGUGGUACGAGAGGCCUGCAUCACACUGGGAUACCUGUCCACGUUGCUGGGAAACAAGUUUGACCACUGUGCAGAGACCCUGAUGCCCACACUGCUCAACCUGGUGCCCAACAGUGCCAAGGUGAUGGCCACGUCUGGCAUGGCAGCCAUACGUCUCAUCCUCAGGCACACACACUACUCACGUCUCAUCCCCAUCAUCACUAGUAACUGCACGUCCAAAUCAGUGGCCGUCCGAAGGCGCAGUUAUGAGUUCUUAGAGCUGUUAUUACUGGAGUGGCAGACACACACACUGGAGAGGCACGUGGCUGUUCUGACUGAAACCAUCAAGAAAGGGAUCCAUGAUGCUGACUCAGAGGCCAGAUCGGUCGCGAGAAAGUGUUAUUGGGGUUUCCAUGGCCACUACAGCCGGGAGGCGGAGCAUCUGUUCCAGGCCCUGGAGUCAACCUAUCAGAAGGCUCUGCAGUCUCACCUGAAGAGUUCUGACAGUGUCGUGUCUCUCCCCCAAUCAGACCGCUCAUCCUCCUCCUCACAGGAGAGCCUCAACCGGCCCCUGUCUGUCAAGAGUGCCAUAGGAGGCAGCAUGACAAGGGGUAAGAUGGUGAGUUCCAGGGUGAACUCCAACUCCGGCGGUUCCCUUCAGCGUUCCCGUAGUGAUGUCGACGUGAACGCCGCGGCCAGCGCCAAGUCACGCCUGAUCACCGUGCCCUCCGCUUCUCCCUUCAGCUCAGCAGCUGCCCUGCCCCCAGGCUCCUACGCCUCACUAGAUGGCACACCCGGUAAAAUUGAUACUGGCCGUGUGCGUACGAGGAGAACAAGCUCCGGCAAUGCUGUCGGAGCCAGCUCUACUGUGACUGACAGCAGGGGGCGCAGCCGAGCCAAAAUGAUGUCCCAGUCCCAGCCUGGCAGCCGCUCCAGUUCCCCUGGCAAGCUGCUCGGCCACUCGUCUGGGUACGGGAGGAUCAGCAGGCCCCCCUCAGCCUCCAGCACCCCUGCAGACAAGAGAAGCAAGGUCCCGCGCAGCCAAGGCUGCAGUAGAGAUUCCUCUCCCAACAGGCUGGGCCUAGCCAGGCUGUGUGGUAAAGCUCUUGUUCCUGGUACUCCUCUCUCCUCCUACAACACGCUAGCAAGGAGCCGUAUCCCCCGGCCCAGCAUGAGUCAGGGCUGCAGCAGGGACACAUCUAGGGAAAGCAGCCGAGACACCAGCCCUGCUCGGGGCUUCAAGCCUCUUGCCUCCCGACGUACCUCCCGCUCUACCAGCGCCUUAUCCACGGCUGACCCCCACAGCCAGUCAGACCGAUUUGGUUUGAUCCACCAGGCCCGCAUUUCUGCCUCGGUGAACGCCAUGAGAGUCCUCAACACUGGCACUGAGGUGGAGGCUGCUGUGGCUGACGCACUGCUAUUAGGAGACUCCAGAAAUAAGCGGAAGCCUAUGAGGCGGCGCUAUGAGUCUCCUGGUAUCUACUCUGACGAUGACGCUAACAGUGAUGCGUCCAGCGCCUGCUCGGAACGGUCGUACGGCUCCCGGAACGGAGGUAUCCCUCACUACCUGCGUCAGACAGAGGAUGUGGCAGAGGUACUCAACCACUGUGCCAGCUCCAACUGGUCUGAGAGGAAGGAGGGACUGCUGGGACUGCAGAACCUGCUGAAGAGUCAAAGAAUACUCAGCCGGGUGGAGCUGAAGAGACUCUGUGAAAUCUUCACCAGGAUGUUCGCAGAUCCACACAGCAAGGUGUUCAGUAUGUUUCUAGAGACUCUGGUAGACUUUAUCCUGGUGCACAGAGAGGACCUGCAGGACUGGCUGUUCGUCCUGCUCACCCAGCUACUGAAGAAGAUGGGAGCUGACCUGCUGGGGUCUGUCCAGGCCAAGGUUCAGAAGGCUCUGGACAUCACCAGGGAGUCUUUUCCGUUUGAUCAGCAGUUUAACAUCCUGAUGAGAUUCAUUGUGGAUCAGACACAGACACCCAACCUCAAGGUGAAGGUAGCCAUCCUGAAGUACAUAGAGUCACUGGGAAGACAGAUGGAUCCUACAGACUUUGUCAACUCCAGUGAAACGCGACUGGCUGUAUCUCGCAUCAUUACGUGGACCACAGAACCCAAGAGCUCUGACGUCAGGAAGACCCUUCAUAACUGGGUGGUGGAGGAGCUAUCAGGCAGGUCCGGUACUGCAGCCUUACUGGAGGGGCACCUGGAAGAGAGGUGUAAGCAGGCGGCCCAGGUGGUGCUGAUUUCUCUGUUUGAGCUGAACACCCCGGAGUUCACCAUGCUGCUGGGAGCCCUGCCCAAGACCUUCCAGGACGGAGCCACCAAGCUGCUCCACAACCACCUCAAGAACUCCAGCAACACCAGCAGCGUGAGUUCUCCCAGCAACACUAUUGGGCGGACCCCACCCCGCCACACCCCCAGCCGGACCAGCCCCCUCACCUCUCCGACCAACUGCUCCCAUGGUGGGCUGUCUCCGAGUAUGUUGGAGUAUGACACAGAGAACAUGAACUCUGAUGAGAUAUACAGCUCCCUGCGAGGGGUCACAGAGGCCAUCCAGAGUUUCAGCUAUCGCAGCCAGGAGGACCUCAACGAACCAAGAGGGAAGAGGGACGAUGCUGUGGGGCGUGAAGGUGUGGCGUCCUCCCCAGGCUCGGAUGCCCGUUUGGGGCUGGAUGUGGUGGAGGGUGGGCGUACGGCCUUGGAUAACAAGACCUCCCUCCUCAACACUCCGUCUCCCCGCUCCUUCUCCGGGCCGCGGGCCAGGGAGUUCGCCCCCUACGGCUAUGGGGACACCAUCACCUCAUCCUACGACAAGAGUGCCCUAAAGGAGGCCGUGUUCGACGAUGACGUGGAACAGUUCAGAGACUGCCGUCGGCAGGGCGGCAGUGGUGAGAACAAGAUGGUGCUGCCUAAGGGCUUUGCUCCGGGUUCCCAGGACCACUCAGACCUUGUGGCAGAUCUUCUGAAGGAGCUGUCCAAUCACAACGAGCGUGUGGAUGAGCGUAAGGGGGCCUUGGUGGAGCUGCUGAAGAUCACACGAGAGGACAGCCUGGCCGUGUGGGACGAACACUUCAAGACCAUCCUCCUACUGCUCCUGGAGACACUGGGGGAUAAAGACCACACCAUCCGGGCCCUGGCUCUGCGGGUACUGAAGGAGAUCCUGAGAAACCAACCGGCCCGCUUCAAGAACUAUGCUGAACUCACCAUCAUGAAGACCCUGGAGGCACACAAAGACUCCCACAAGGAGGUGGUGCGGGCAGCGGAGGAGGCUGCCUCCACCCUAGCCGGCUCCAUCCACCCAGAGCAGUGUAUCAAGGUGCUGUGUCCCAUCGUCCAGACGGCUGACUACCCCAUCAACCUGGCUGCCAUCAAGAUGCAGACCAAGGUGAUCGAACGCAUUACCAAGGAGUCCCUCCACCAGCUGCUGCCUGACAUCAUACCAGGACUACUGCAGGGCUAUGACAACACGGAGAGUAGUGUUCGCAAGGCCAGUGUGUUCUGUCUGGUGGCCAUCUACUCCGUGAUUGGAGAAGAGCUCAAACCACACCUGCAGCUACUCACAGGCAGCAAGAUGAAGCUGCUGAACUUGUACAUCAAGAGGGCCCAGACGACCAACAGCAACAGCAGCAGUUCCUCGGAUGUAUCCUCACACAGCUAGCUGUAGGAGGGAUCUGCCUGUCUGUACUUUGCAUCUGAAUUAGGGAAUAUGGUGUGUGUCCUAAAUGGCAUCCUAUUCCCUAUAUAGGCCACUAUGUUUGGGCUCUGGUCAAAAGUAGUGCACUAUAGUGAAUAUUAUGUCAUUUGGGACACAGUCAUACAGUACCAGUCAAAAGUUUGGACACACCUACUCAUUCAAUGGUUUGUCUUUAUUUGUACUAUUUUCUAUAUUAUAGAAUAAUAGUGAAGACAUCAAAACUAUGCAAUAACACAUAUGGAAUCAUGUAGUAACCAAAAAAGUGUUAAACAAAUCAAAAUUAAUUUUAGAUUGUUCAAAGUAGACACCUUUUGCCUUGAUGACAGCUUUGUACACUCUUGGUAUUUUCUCAACCAGCUUCAUAAAGAAUGCUUUUCCAACAGUCUUGAAGGAGUUCCCACAUGCUGAGCACUUGUGGGAUGCUUUUCCUUCACUCUGUGGUCCAACUCAUCCCAAACCAUCUCAAUUGGGUUGAGGUCAUGUGAAUGUGGAGGCCAGGUCAAGUUCUUGAAAUUUUCCACAUUGACUGACCAUCAUGUCUUAAAGUAAGGAUGUACUGUCGUUUCUUUGAUGAUUAUAUUUGAGCCCAUAAUAUGGGCUUGGUCUUUUAGCAAAUAGGGCUAUCUUCUGUAUACCAACCCUACCUUGUCACAACACAACUGAUUGGCACAAACGCAUUAUAAAGGAAAGAAAUUCCAGAAAUGAACUUUUAACAAGGCACACCUGUUAAUUGAAAUGCAUUCCACCUCAUGAAGCUGGUUGAGAGAAUGCCAAUUGUGUGCAAAGUUGUCAAGGCAAAGGGUGGCUACUUUGAACAAUCUCAAAUAUAAAGUAUGUUUUUUGGUUACUACAUGAUUCCAUGUGUUAUUUCAUAGAUUUUAUGUAUUCACUAUUAUUAUAAAAUGUAGAAAAUACUAAAAAUAAAGAAAAACCCUUGAAUGAGUAGGUGUGUCCAAACUUUUGACUGGUACCGUAGUUGUGCCUCUUCCAGAUCUCUCCAUUCCUGAGAUUCUCUCUCCUUCACCACGAUGGAUUCCUCCAGAUGACCCUCUGCUUCAAUCACAACUUCUGCUCCCGGCCUUUUCUUUAUUUUCUCUCCAGUGAACUUGUCCUUUCAUUUGUCAUCGAAUUUCUUUCUCCCGUUUUGUCAAUUUUUUAAAUUGUUUAUAUAUAUGUGAGGUCUGGGUAUAGGGUGGUUUAACGCUUUUUAAAUUCUCUAUAAGAACGAAUGGGGGUCAAGCUACUGUACAUCUACGGCAACACUAUUUCACUGACAUUUUUCAUAAUGUAACUUUGGAUGCUUAUUUGGUUGAGCAUUCAAAAAGUAACAGGAGGGGAAAGGCGAAACCAGGAGUUAUGAUCUGGUCCAAUAACAAUGAUAUGGUCUAAUAGCAAAUAAUGCCCUGAAAUUGAUUCAGAAAAAAAGAAAAAAACAUCCCUUUAAAAUGCAGUUGUAGUUGGACGAAUGAAUUCCUUCACAUUUAACAAGGAAGGCCAAUUGAGGUCGGAAUACCUCUUUCCCAUGGGGACCACAUGGCAUUCAGUUUGUGAUAAACUAAGAAUCAUAUGGCUGGCCCAGUGAUGAUACAAAGCCCUGAUAUAAACCAGGUUGAAGACUUGUGUUUGGGAACAUUGAAAACCAAAUAUGGCAGCAAUUGAAAUUAGUAGAAUGAGUAGUAAUCUCACGUUUUUCUUUAUAAACUGAGGGAUGAUGUUAUGAAAUCCUAUAAAAAGUGUUAGAAGAAAUGUUUGAACAUUUUAAGUUAGCCAAUUAUGAAGCCUCACUUCAGGUAGGCAAACGUUAUGUUUUAUUAUUAUCUAUUCGUUUGUGAGAAAUUACGGCGGAAACAUUGUCAGAGACCAAUUUGCAGCUAAUAGCUUGGUUCUAACCUGAGAAAUAAAUACUGUAUUAAAUAAAAAUACAGUAAAAUACAUUUGAUCAAAUCUACAUUUUUUUCAACACAAAAUGAUCACUUGAAUGUAAAGCUGUUCAAAAUGUUUUAACUUUUUUUUUGUGAAAUAAGGAUGGAGAGAAAGAUGCAACUGUGUUUCUGUCUUACUCAUAAUAAAUUAUGGUUGAGGUUAACUCCAUUUGGAUUUGUCAAAUAAAGAACAUUAUUUAGGGAAGAAAAGACAAUAAUACAUAAAAAUGUAAAACAAAUCCCUGAAUCAAUCAAGUGAAAUUUAAUGGAUCCCUCCCAACUCCUAAAAUUAGAAUGAGUGUUCUCAACCUAUUCAAUGACCAUGUUGCUAAUGAUGUCAGACACUGAAUGAAUGGGCCAUUAUCAGUCAUGACAACAAACAAACCAGUGUCACAUUUAUUUAUUCCCCCCCUUUUUCCACCUGUGUAGCCAGAUUAUGGCAUUUAACUUGUUAACUAUGAUGCUGCUUAUAACGUGUACUUGUCUGAUGAGUAAAAACCCUACACUUGUAGAUAAUGCGAAAGUCACAUGCUCGGUUUUGGAAGGAGAUCAGUGCAUUCAUUGAGACAGAAUCUAAAGAAACUACAGGCUGGUUUCCCGGAUACAGAUUCAUUCUAGUCCUGGAUUAGAAACUAUUCUCAAUACAGAAUAUCAAUUGAAAGUGUGUUUAUAAUCUUAAUCUGUGUCCAGGAAACCGGCCCUACCAGGCCUUAUGUUCAUUUUCCUAAAUAAUGUUUGGAUCACUUGUACUGUUGAAAGGAGAGGAUGGAUGUACAUACAGAAGUUCUCAGAUCUUAAAAAUGUGAAACCAUUACCCCAUGAACUACACUCAACAGGCUUGCAAACAGAUACAAUCAUAUUCACUAUGAUGAUGCAAAUAUAAGUUGUUUAUAAUAAUACAGUAUUACACACACCUUCCCUUCACCUAACUACAGCUUCUGCAAUAAAGAAAAUACCAUGAUGAGCAAACUAAGUAUUUUGUACAUAAGUUUUGAUCAAUCACCGCUUCGCAACUUUCAUGAAAUGAAAUAAAAAGGUUGGCUGUCUCACUUUGUUGCUCGUUAGCGAAUUAGCUUGCAUGUUUUUGGGCACACAUCCAAUUUGUGCUGCCUUAAAUCGAUGGGUCCUGUUUUGGCUGUUGAAGUGCACUUGUAACCUCAUCAGUUUGGUCAGCCUUUACAACAAUUAAGUUAUUAUUUUGGUAGGAGAGGAAGACACCUGGCCGUAAUCCACUCACUGAGUUCUGUAAAUGGACCAAAACGUAACAGUCUCUGUCUGCCCUAGACAAUUAUGUACACUGUACAGGGCAUAACCGGCUCAAAAUGCCAAGCAGACAUGCACUGUAAAAGCAUCCUAGUUCUCCUUUAGUAAAGUGCUACAUAAUUGGGCAUGUGGCUUUAUAAGGUACGCUGUGUGUGUGCCUUGGUACUUAAGUACAGUAUCUGGCAACGAUUCCCAUCUGCUUAACAGUUUCAAAUCGCAAAAGAAAUGUUUUUGUUUUCAAAUGGGGCCCCAUCAUCCUUUUACAAGUAUGUUAAUUGUAUUUUAUUGUGUGUAAGGGAGAAGCCAGUCAUUGUGACACAGACAUAAAGUACUGUAUUGGCUGAUGACUCAUGAAGAUCUGGCUCAUUUACAGUCCACAUGACCUACUGAUUGAUGAUGGUAUUCCUAGAAAUCUGUUCACUAUGCAUGUUAUUAUUUGUGUUUGUUUUGUCAUGUAAGAUUCAUAUCUGUAUUUAUAUAAUUGUUUUAUUUAGAUUUUCAUGACAACUUGUACAGAAGGGUUUCGUUAACAUCCACCUGUGAUAGAUGAUUUGCAACAAUGUACAUUUGUUUGCUCUAGAAAUAAACAACCAUGAAAGUUGA